Molecule: messenger RNA, 933 nt
Organism: Hippocampus zosterae (dwarf seahorse)
Lineage: Eukaryota; Metazoa; Chordata; Actinopteri; Syngnathiformes; Syngnathidae
Exons: 8
Coding region: 142-714 (190 amino acids)
Source: RefSeq, a predicted model, not a curated record
GCUGCAAGAUCAUCCUGCGUGACUUGAAAGCGUGCAUUUUAUAAGGUUUCAACUCCGUGUAUUUGUUCUACAUGUGAAUGAAAGUCAUCCUCAUCAUCCUUUCCUUGUUAAACUCAUUGGACCAACAUCGGGUGAGGUACAAUGAGGAAGACGUUUGUGUGUGACGACUCCAUGAUCAUCGAUAUUCCCAUCAGGAAGGACCGUGAAAGACGCAGCCGUGUGAUGCCGCAAGAGUUCCAAUGUGUGUUCCAAGAUAUGUUCAAAGUUUUUGCUAACAAUGGAUUCCCAAAACCUCUUGGAGCAGCACAAUGUCUCACUGGAGUGUCACUUGUCAGUCUAGGUCUGAUGUUCUAUCAGAGUUCAGCUGACAUGCUCCUAAUCUUUCCUAGCAUUCUGUUUGUGCUCUGUGGAAUGCUGACCUAUGCGGCAGGAUGUGUCCCCAACAUGCGUGUGACCAAGGUGUCCUUCUGUCUGAACAUCAUCAGCUUCGUGGAGUCGGUUGUGUUACUUUGCCUGUCGCUGCUCGACCACCGCUUGUUUCAGGACGUUACCUCCCACGAGCUCAAGCUGCAAACAGGAAUCAAGACAACGGUUGCAGGCCUGUUUGUGGUUCAAUGCUUCAUUGCCUUAUUUCUGAUCUACUGGCAGAGUAAAGCAGUGUGCAGACAACAUUUCAACAUGCUGCCCAUUGUUCAGAUGAGACUGGAGGAUUAACAGGUUGAUGCAACAACAACCUAACAAGAUCAACGGACUGCUUUUGAGUAAUAUUAUUAGCUCAUCAGUGUUGAAGUGUAUAUGCCAACAUUUAUUCAUAUUUUCUUGUAAUAUUUUUUUUUAAAUUGUCUCUGUACACGUGUUUCUUAUCUUUUUGAAUUUGUUUUACAUUAAGUCUCAUCAUUCAAAACUAAAUACAAAUGUAUGUUGAUGUUUCUU